AGAGAGGAAAGAAAAGGAAAUAGAAGGAAAUGAGAAAGAAAAGGGAAGAGAGAAAAGAAGAGAAGUAGAAGGGAAAGAAAGUGAGGGAGAAGGGAAGUAGAAAAAAAAAAAAGGAAGAAAAAGAAAAAGGAGACGGGAGGCAGAAAGAGAGGAAGAAAGGAAAAGAAAGAGAGGAAGAAGAUGAAAUGAAGAAACGGAAGAGAAGUAGUGAUAUAUAUAAGACUUAUACGGACCGAUUUCGGUCCGUAUAAUCCUCAUUGGCGCGCCACACCAAAAAAUUUCAAUUUUUUCGGAAAAAUUGAAAUUUUUUUGGGAAAAUUUUUGGCGCAUUAAUCAUAUUCAGACCGAAAUCGGUCUGAAUAUAAAUAAAUUAGCGCAAAAUCAAUAAGAUUCAAAUUAACGGUAAAAAUUUGGCGCAUAAAUUAAUUACGGACCGAUUUCGGUCCGAAUAUAUUCGUAAAAUAUCUUCCAGUGCACAUUUUUAUUCUUUUCAUUUAAGGACAUUACCAUCUUCUCGUGUUCUAAAUCCAUUCCUGUGAAAACCAAUUGCAUGAACAUCGACCCUACAGUCCCUUGGAAUCACAAAACCAUCGAUUGUCUAGCUGAAAUUAUCUUACGAUACUACGAAGUAAUAUCAUUGCAAAACCACGAAUGUAUAAGUUAAAGGUUAUUAGAGAUAAUGUUACGUAAUGCUCUUUCGGAGUAAUAAGCAAAUAAAAUUCAUUUUUUUUCUUAAGGUUAACCACUUUGGCUUGCAAACAUUCGGAAUGUUACGGUUUAAAACAAGAGUAGAACGACUUAAGCAUGAAAUAACAAAAAAAUAAAAUAAAAGCUGCUGUUCAUU
Molecule: messenger RNA, 844 nt
Organism: Rubroshorea leprosula
Lineage: Eukaryota; Viridiplantae; Streptophyta; Magnoliopsida; Malvales; Dipterocarpaceae
Source: the annotation of a GenBank genome assembly